This is a messenger RNA of Juglans regia (Persian walnut), 2427 nucleotides long. RefSeq lists its product as uncharacterized. The record is from RefSeq and is a predicted model, not a curated record. Bases 136 to 1536 code for a protein of 466 amino acids. NCBI's taxonomy places the organism in Eukaryota, Viridiplantae, Streptophyta, Magnoliopsida, Fagales, Juglandaceae. The transcript has 11 exons.
CAGCAAUAUCGGCGUUCUUCAAAAUUAUGGACGUUGCUAAGUUUUUGGAGAGAAUCAGGAUACUAAUGUUUAAUAUGAAUGUACUUUUCACCAGUAUAAAUUGAUGGCCUCCGCUUGCAGGUUCUUUCCCAAUGAAUGCUUCCUCUCAACUUCGGCGACAUGGGAAUUUUUCUUUAUUUUUGUGGGGUGGGGGGAGAACCGAAUGCUUGCUGCAGGGGAGGGAAAGUUUCCCGCUACCCAGAAUUAAGGGAGGUGGAAGUCUAUUUGCAUAUAGAGCUCGUGAUCCUGCAACCCACACCAAGUCUGAUUUGGAGAGAAGAAGAUUCUGUAACAAGUAUCCACCAGUUUGGAGAACAAAUGGCGCAAACUGGACGAGGUGGAGGCAGUAGAGGUGAGGGUGAUUCUAGCUCUAAUGACUCAACUCAGCCACCGAGCAUAGUUUUCAAGAUUGAAUUUUUGCAGCCAAUGCCAGAUGCCCCCACAAAUAGGGAAUUGAAUGAUAGCACUAGAGGGGACUCUGACGCAGUGCAAGUACCCUUAAACGGGCCUACUAAGAAACGUGGACGCGGGCCUGCCAAGUGCACUGAAUUUGAGAAGUUUCGGAAGCACGGAAAAAUACCUUUGAAAAUCAAUGGAGGGGAAACAGCACCAUGUUGCGAGAAUGCAACCAUGUUCACCACACGGGUGACAUGGAUAUUGAAACAUCAUGCGGAUAUGAGUUACGCACGAUGGACUGAUGUACCCAAGGCCGAAAAGGAUGAGCUGAUAGAACGAGUCCGGGAUGACUUCGAAUUGGAUUGGGAGUUAAAGAAUCACCAAUUGACAGUUUGGAAACAGCUUCGUAAGAGAUUCAAUGCCUUCCAUCAUGAGCUGCACAUGAAGUAUUUGAAGUAUGGCAGCCAUGAAGAAGCAUUAGCCAAUGGGACUAGCUUGGUCGAACCCCACAUUUGGGUUAAAUUAUGUGGGAGAUGGGGAAGUGAUGCCUUCAAGAAAAUGUCUGAACAAAAUAAAGAGAAUCGUAAGAGGCUGAAAAUUAAUCACACAGCGGGUCGCAAGUCAUUUGUGAGGAUCCUGGAGGAGAAGCGUUCGAGAAAUGAAAACUUGGUGAACUUCUACAAGGAUGUUCGUUGGUCUAAGAAGAAGGAUCAAUUCGUGACAUCCACCACAGAAGACCUUUACAAAGAGAUGGUUGGUAAGAUGGAUGAAUUAGAACCUGAACAACGUACUAACGAGGCAGCAGCUUCUAUUUUUAAGGAGGUCCUAGGAAGUAGACCAGGGUAUGAUAGAGGUCUAGGAGAGAUGGUCAUACCAGAGUCUACAAAACAAGCUGAGCGUGAACUGUGGAAAGAAUAUGCUGCUGCAGUGGAACGACAUAAAAAAGCGGCUGACUCUUACAAGAGUCAACUUGAGGAAUUGAGGGGAGAUGUGAGAUUACUGUUGGAAAGGCAACUUGAGUAUGAGAAGUUCAUAAACAGCUAUAUCUCGGAAAGACAAUCCCAUGGAGAGUCUCAUAGGGAGACUCAUGGGAUUGCUUAGUUCAAGCUGUAGAGUCUUGGUCCUUUGUUUUUUGUGUUUUUUGAGAGGGUUAUGAAUCUUAUGAUGGCAGGGUGUUAUUUUGAUAUAUAUAUAUAUAUAUAUAUAUAUUCGUGUGGGAGGAAUGGGGUGUUCCAUGGUGCUAUAUUUUGUUAGUUUGGGGCAUUAUUUUGAACUUAGUUGGAGUUUUGUGCCUCAACUUGGGGCAUUGAUAGGUAUGAACUUGGUUUGGGGCCCACAAUUAAAGUCAAGAAAUGUCUGGAUAUUCAUGUAGAGGAAGUUUAUCAUGGUUUUCGGUUUCCCUCUAACAUUAGAGAUUGGUGGAUAAAUGGACCCAGCCAAGCUGACACUAAUUAUAUGUAAAUGCAGAAGUUGCCACAUUUUUGGUGUCCAGACUACAUCAACUUGAGGCAGCCGAUUCAUGUGGGUGUAUAUAAACAGAAAUGAGAAGAGGGAGAGAAAAGUAGCAUCCCACAUUGGAGUUGUUGGUUUCAUUUAACAAAGUUGGCGAAUGAGUUCGAUGCUAGUUGAGCUAGAGUUCACUAUGAGAAAUGAUAUACUCCAGUUGCUGCUGAAGAACAUUCACCCAGCCCUGCCUUCAGAUGCUUUGUCAUUGCCUCAGUCAAGGUUGUUUAUGUUUACGCCUUAAUAUAUACGUAAGACUUAAUUCACUAGUUUCUUUCGUUAUAAUGUGUAUCUCCUUGUUACAUAUGGUGUCAGGUUCUUAUAAUUCCUUCCAAUAGGGUAUGAAAUUGGGGCCUAGAUGACAUGUAUUAGCUUUCCCAUCGUUGCCCCUUAUGUUGUCUGACAUUCCAGGAAUGAAGUGAUACCAUGUUUUACCGUGUUGUCGAUCACCCAUUUUCCUCUUGAUCCUAUGACUUUCUAUUAUACAGA